This is a messenger RNA of Triplophysa rosa, 5597 nucleotides long. It is a transcript of the gene mfsd12a, whose product is annotated as major facilitator superfamily domain containing 12a. The transcript has 11 exons. Gene Ontology annotation, biological process: transmembrane transport; carbohydrate transport. Gene Ontology annotation, cellular component: membrane. NCBI's taxonomy places the organism in Eukaryota, Metazoa, Chordata, Actinopteri, Cypriniformes, Nemacheilidae. The coding region runs from base 348 to 1880 and encodes 510 amino acids. Gene Ontology annotation, molecular function: symporter activity. The record is from RefSeq and is a predicted model, not a curated record.
CUUUUUUCACUACAAAAAAUAACAUCAUCUAUUUAUCAACAUACACGCUAUCACCACAGCACGCAUUUACAGUUGUAGUAUAAAUGUAACUUUACGUAAUUCGCUGCGCAAUUUGCGCAAAACGAUCGGCGUAUGAUACCGCGAGACUCGAGCCUUAGUGCACACUUCCUCCAUCGUGACCAAGUCAUCUGACUCGAGAACUGACAGAAGCGACUCCAGCUAAAAGAGAUGGAAGGAGCCUUGAACUUCUCACAACAUUGCAACAGAAAGCAGGACGUAAUGCUGAACUGGACACACGGAAACCUUUAGCUGACUGAAAAUUGAUUUUAUUGCUCAAUGCUCUGAUCAUGUCGGACACGUCAGAAGUCUCUUUACCCGCGUUCAGGCGGUUGAGCUAUGCAGUCGGACACUUUCUAAACGAUCUAUGCGCCUCUAUGUGGUUCACGUACCUGCUGGUGUUUUAUCACUCGGUGCUGGGUUUUCAGAACACGUAUGCCGGUGUGUUGUUGUUAGUAGGGCAGAUCGCGGACGGAGUGAGUACGCCGCUUAUUGGUUACGAGUCUGAUAGGACACCGGGCUGUGGGUCCUAUGGGAAGAGAAAGACAUGGCAUUUAGUGGGAACCGUCAGUGUCGCGCUAUCCUUUCCCUUCAUAUUUAACCAGUGUCUGGGAUGUGACACGACCACCCCUCAGUGGGUCAGUCUCACUUACUUCAUCCCAUUUAUUGUGAUAUUCCAGUUUGGUUGGGCUGCCACCCAGAUCUCCCAUUUGUCUCUUAUUCCCGAGCUAGUGUCCUGUGAGCAUGAGAAAGUUGAGCUCACUGCAUACAGGUACUCCUUCACGGUGAUAGCCAACAUCACAGUGUAUGCAGUAGCUUGGCUGAUGUUUCAUUUUCAGACACAGAAAGGAGAUGACCCUGCCAUUACAGACAGUCUUGGCCCUAUUGACAUCCCUGUUUUCAGAAAUCUAGGGCUUAUAGUGGUGGGCAUCGGAUCUCUCUUCUCGCUUCUGUUUCACCUGGGCACACAGGAGAAGAAAUCACGCCCCCUUCAGGAAGAGGCUGGGUCUAGUCCUGGGGAGCGCCAACCCCUUCUCAACAACACCACUGUGUCCCCACCUACCAACCUACUUCAGUGGAAGCAAUGGCUUAGGCAGCCAUCAUUCUACCAGGUGGCUCUGCUUUACAUGUCCACCAGACUGAUUGUGAACUUAUCACAAACAUACAUUUCCAUGUAUCUCACCAACACACUACUGCUGCCAAAGAAUUACAUAGCCACGAUUCCCUUGGUUAUGUAUGUGAGUGGCUUUGCUUCCUCAUUUAUCAUGAAACCCCUCAGCAAGCUAAUAGGGAAAUGUAUGACCUAUUUUUUGGGACUGUUGCUGAUUCUGGCAUUUUCCUAUUGGGUGCUGUUGGAUACUCACAUGGGUGACGGUGUGUACGGCGCAGCAGUUUUGCUAGGGAUGGGAUCUGCCACCAUUCUAGUGAUGUCACUUGCCAUGACGGCUGAACUGAUUGGAGAUCAGACACAAAGUGGGGCGUUUGUUUAUGGAGCUAUGAGUUUCACAGACAAAGUUGCGAAUGGUUUAGGAGUAAUGAUCAUCCAAGCGCUCCACCCCUGCCACACAAUAGUCUGCUGUCCAGCAUGUGUGUGGUAUUACCACUACGUCAUGGUUAUCGUCACGGGUGGAGUGGCUGUUUUAGCAGCUCUUAGCCUCAGCACGAUUCUCAUCUGGCCUAUCAAGAUUAUUCGACUAACUAAGCGAGGUCAUAUGAACGGUUCAGUAAACAGCAGUGACUUUAAGGAUCUGCCUGAGGUGACCGGCCUUUUGGGGAGCGACAGAGAAGAUUCAGAGAGUUCUGAACAGCCUUUAGUCAACUGAACCUGAGUUAGACAGAACCGCUAUAAGCCACAGAGAUUCUUCAGUUUGGUUGUGAAUGAUCUUUUCACUCAGGCCAGUAUUUGCUUGUGACAUCUGUAAAACGGUCACGCAUAAAAAAACCUCAAAUCAAAUCCAAAGGGAGUUCGAAGUUCAAUUUCCUCAUCAUCCUGCCAUUUCUUCGUCACCCCUUAGUUACUGACCAGCAGUUUGCAGACACUUUAUAAAGGCAUUCAUUUUAUGAUGCACUGUUAUAUUUUUCAUGUUUAUCUUUUCAAAAACUAUUUUAUUUAUGAUUACAAUGUCAAAUAGACAUAUUUUUCCACAAUUAUUUAAUUCAAAUUACAAAAAGGGAGAUGCAGUAAGUUUCUGCUAAACUAAAUGUUAUCACAGAAGUAUAGUUCAGCAAAACGCACAAGUUCUGAUGGUUGGUUUUUUUGACGUUAUAAUUAAAAGGAAUCAAUUGAAUACCUGCUCUUUUUGUAAGGGCAUUCGGAAAAAGGGAAGAGUAAUCAGGGACAUAAAGCCAUGUUUAGCCAUUUCUGAGCAUAAUCCUUGCGCUUGUAGGUUAUUGCUGUGAAAGGGACCAGUGAAUAAGCAAUUGUGCAAUUUCCUUGCAACCACUAACCAUGGUUUGCAUUCAAAAGCAUUUGGCAAUGCAUUAAUUAUGUUGGACAUGCUUUCUGUUCAUAUACUUACUGAACAGAAUCAAUGUUCUUUAUGAACAGUAUUUUGAGUUGGCACAUUGUAACCUGAUAUUUAUAACUUGUAUAACUCAUUAACUUGUUAUAACCCAUUGGCAGGAAUGCGCUGUCACUGUGAGUUGUUGAACAUCUGGUCAUCUGAUCUUGUGUGAUGCUCGUGACUCAAUGCCGUUAAAUUUUGAAGCUGUAAGCUUUCACACGUGUAACUGAUAUGUAGUGAAUUAUAGUCCAAACAUUCAAUAUAAUCAGGACUUUUUAAGGGACAAUUAUUGUGUUUUUAUAAUUGUGCAAAAGAGAUUUUAUAAAUAAAUUUUUCUUAACGAUGUCUUGUAAAUAUCUGCAUAUGAUAAAAGGGUCUAUGUAAAUCUAUAUGAACAAUUACAUGAUUUUACGAAUGGAUCUUGACGCACGUUUUUCUGUCCUUGAUAAGAGGAAGCAGGUGCUGAUAGAAUAUGACAGGGCAACAUGUGGGAGAUUGUUGGAAAUGUCCCUGCUUGUGACUGUCAUGUGAUAAAAUCCCAUUCUGUUAUGGAAAUACAGGAAAUGGAAAAACAGUAAAAGGUCUCUGGUGACUCCUAGUCCUGCUUGACCUUAGUGCUGCGUUCGAUACGGAAGACCAUAACAUACUUUUAGAUCGCUUACACAAUUAUACCGGUAUCCAGGGACAGGCAUUACAGUGGUCCAGAUCUUAUCAGACAGAUAUCAAUAUGUCCAUUUAAAUGGGGAAUCAUCAAAUCUAACGCAAGUAAAUUAUGGAUUACCUCAGGGAUCGGUUUUAGGACCCUUGCUAUUCUCCAUAUACAUAAAAACACUUGGAAACAUUAUUAGAAAACAUGGAAUUAGCUUCCACUAUUAUGCAGAUGAUACUCAGCUAUAUAUCUCAUCAAGACCAGAUGAUUCCUUCCAGCUAUCCAAAUUGGCAGAGUGCAUCGAAGAUAUAAAACAUUGGAUGACUACUAAUUUCCUUUUAAAUUCUAAUAAAACAGAAAUAUUACUUAACGGACCAGAGACACUUAAACAGAAUAUUUCGGGUUAUAGCCUGCAAAUUGAAGGCUGGACUGUUACUCCAACAAAUACAGUUAAAGACCUAGGCGUUAUAUUAGACAGCAACCUGUCAUUUGGAAAUCACAUCUCAAAUGUGACACAAACAGCCUUCUUCCACUUUGGAAAUGUUGCCAAAUUACAAAAUAUUCUAUGUGUUGCUGGUGCAGAGAAGCUUAUUCAUGCAUUUGUGACCUCAAGACUUGACUACUGUAAUGCACUACUUAGUGGUUGUCCUGCAUCAUCAAUAAACAAACUACAGUUAGUUCAGAAUGCAGCUGCCAGAGUUCUAACCAGGUCAAGGAAAUACGAUCACAUAACCCCAAUGUUAUCAACCCUUCACUGGUUACCCAUUAAGUAUGAUAUUGACUAUACUAUGUCAUAUAUUCUGUCACAUUACAACCCAUCACGCUCUCUAAGAUCUCAAAACUCUGGACUUUUGAUAACACCUAGAAUAACUAAAUCUACCAAAGGGGGCGGAGCUUUCUCAUACGUUGCACCUAAACUCUGGAAUAGCCUUCCCGAUACUAUUCGAGGGUCAGACACACUCUCCCAAUUUAAAUCUAGAUUAAAGACACAUCUUUUCAGCAAAGCAUUCACUUAAUGCAUAAUAUGCUAAAUAAACCACUGGGAAACUGCAUUUAUUAGAUAUUAUUUACUAAUGAUCUUGAUUGUUCUAUAAACACCAUGAUCUGUGCUCUGUUUUACCUUUUUGUGUUUUUUUAUUUUUCUUAUUUUCUCCUGUAAAGCUGCUUUGGAACAAUGCACAUUGUGAAAAGCGCUGUAUAAAUAAAAUUGAAAAUGAAUCGAAUUGAACCUUAGAAAUGGAUUUAACACAAGAACCGCCAGAGUUCGCUGUAUACCUAACACCGCCAGCGGGUAAAAUUGACCCAUGCACAUGAAUAUUGUUUCGAUAUUGCUAAAAACCAUAUUAUGUCACUGUUUUAUGUGACUGUCAUCACAAAGUAAUGUCUAGAGACAUGAAAUGAUAAUUUUUUAGUCAUUAGCUAUGUUUUUGUGCUGUUGUUUUAUGUUCAAAGCUAAAGUAAGAAAAUCACUUUUCUCAGCGGUAUAUAGUUGAUGCAACGACGAAGUUUCACCUAAAUAACUAUUAAUUUGUUUAGUUAUAUCAUGUAUAAGUUGGACAAGAGAACAAAACAUGGUGUAAUCAUAAAAAAUAAAGGCUUGAGGUAAAUUGGACCCGACUGCUUUUAAAGGUAUAAAUGCACUGCUUUUAAUCUGGUUUUAUCUAAACAUUUUUUAACAACAGGGGAUUGUAACACAAUUUUAUUAAAAGUCAAGACUUGGAUAUUUUGUUGAAAAUGUACAUUUGAAAAACAUCCACGGGUAAAUUUUCCCCCUGGAGGUCCUAGUGUUAAGGAUGUAAAGUUUAGGAUUUAAUCUAAACUUGUUUAGGGUUUAAUCGUUAGUCUAGUUUUUGACCACAAGGUGGCAAAAAAGUCAAAGAGAUUCUUACAAAGGCCCAAGUUUACAAUGUUUAAAAAUAGUUUCUAUUGUGUGUUUGAGGUGAAGUUCAGUGCUUCUUAUUUGAUGUUGCACAUAGGUACACAUUAUAGAAGAUUAGUUUAUUGUUAUUGUCACACAUUAUUGCAACAAUAGUUUUUUUCUUAUUUAAAAAAUGAUGCACCUUCGUACGAACAGUUUUUUGUUCAGCAAAAGGUUUUUAACCUGCAGAAAGUAUUGAUUAAACCAGUUGCUUUAUAUUGAACCACUACAAUUAUAUUGUUUCUCUACACACUUUUGUCAUGUUAAUUUAUUUAUCUAAUGUAUUGAAUUGCUCUCACAGCAAAAGAAUUUGUGCCUCUAAUGCUUUAAACGAGUAAUUGAACACCAAAGUGAACUCCACUCAUGGAAAAUGCUUUGAGAUAUUUGAUUAUGAUAGCGUUCUUCAAAUCCUUGUGUGAAUGUUUGCAAUUAUGAAGGUUAAUAAGAGUAAGACUUGGAUAUUUAUCCA